This is a messenger RNA of Didymosphaeria variabile, 1623 nucleotides long. RefSeq lists its product as uncharacterized. The transcript has 4 exons. NCBI's taxonomy places the organism in Eukaryota, Fungi, Ascomycota, Dothideomycetes, Pleosporales, Didymosphaeriaceae. The coding region runs from base 1 to 1623 and encodes 540 amino acids. The record is from RefSeq and is a predicted model, not a curated record.
AUGGCGCCUCUUGAGUCAAGCGCUACGGCGCAAAGCAACAGGCUACCUUACGUGCUCUUUGCCGGCCAGACGGUGCUGGUUGCUGUCCUCACAACAAAUGUGCUCCUCAAAGCUCGCCACGCGGCGCGCGCACUCCCUCCAGCGGCUACAACGCGCGCUCAAGUAGAAGCUCGACGUCGCCAUGCGCUGAUCUUUUCUGUCCUCGCAUUCGUUUCGCUGACUUCUGUCACCACCUUUGCUGUCCUAUGGCGCGCUCUGUCGUACCUGGACUGGGCUCAUAUCGGCGGUCACGAAACACCGGGCACCAUCUGGCACGGCUGGUACGGGACCGGAGAGGAAGGAGUGGGCAGAUGGAGAUUGGGCGACUGGCUGAGCGACACGGAUCUCGUUCGUGCCUCUGACGAAGUGGCAGUCGCAAAGCCUGAGGCCUUCGUCUACACGACCCAGCACUUCGUAGCACUCAUUGCCAAUGCCAUAUUCAUGGGCGUGGAAGGCCGCAGACGAAACCUCUCAGCCUCUACCAUUGCGUCAUUUGUCAUUUUGAGCGCAACCGGCAGCUUGGCAUAUGCUCUGAACCUUUUCUUUACCAUCAUGUUGUAUACUCCUCUGGCCGAGCACAGCGAGGAUAGCCCGCGCCGCGAUGCUCUGUUUACGCCCAAACCUGCCGUUUUCUACAUACCGGUGUGGAUAUCCAUCUUCGCCCUGCACACAUUGCCUGGCCAGUUGAAAGACAACAAAGACAUUAUCCUCCUGCGCUGGGGCUAUGUGUUAGUGCCUUUGUUCCUUGCAUUUGCGCCGCAGAUUGUUUCCAAACGAUGGGGCGACCACUACAAGUCGAAAGCUGCGGCACACCGCUCAUACGCCCGGAUUUUCCAUCGCUUGUCUAUUGCUGCCCUCAUCCUGCAUUGGAAGGUCUUCGGUUUUGCGCUCCUUGCUAGCACUCCCUUGACCGAGACCUCAGUCUACGACAGACUGAAGCACAGACUAGAGGAGGCAGCCGGCAGAGGUAGAUCAACUCCAAAUCGACUGCAUGAAGGCCUCAGCAACUUAGCACAGAAGCUCAAGCCCGUCAGUAUACAUCCAGCUGUCACUGUAACUACCUCAGACGUGUUCUUUGCCUCCAUCAGCUUGCUCGUUUGGGCUUUCGUUCGAGAUCUGGACGUCGUAGCCAUGCUACACAAUAGCGUAUUGUCGUUCCUUGUAUCACACGAGGACGAGCAGCCCGUAGCAUUCAACGACACAGCCAAGGAGAGAGCUUUUCUCGCGGCGGGUUCCGAACAGCUGGAAGACCCUACGGGGGUCGCCCGAGGAAGGGCACCCCUCACCGACGGCACCGCAUCCUCCUCGAAAGCUUCUUAUUCGAGUGAUCCGAAUGCACUCAAGAGGCCCACAAGGAGAGGUCUCCGAAGUGGUGACUUCUCGGACCAAGACGCGGACGAUGUCUACGAACCGAGUGCGGCUGCGAAGCGAGACCUCGAUCAGACGGAAACGGACGGAGAGCACAUCACUGAUGACAUCGUCGGGCCUGCCGAGUCAACUGCGCUAGCACUUUUCCUAGGCUUCCUUGGUGGACUGGGUCAAGUGUCUGCGAGCGUGUUAGGGGCAGAGGUGACGGACAAGUAA